Messenger RNA from Phialemonium atrogriseum, 2027 nucleotides. Its product is annotated as general substrate transporter. Gene Ontology annotation, molecular function: carbohydrate:proton symporter activity. The transcript is spliced from 3 exons. Gene Ontology annotation, biological process: transmembrane transport; carbohydrate transport. The record is from RefSeq and is a predicted model, not a curated record. Bases 230 to 1795 code for a protein of 521 amino acids. NCBI's taxonomy places the organism in Eukaryota, Fungi, Ascomycota, Sordariomycetes, Cephalothecales, Cephalothecaceae. Gene Ontology annotation, cellular component: membrane.
GCUGAUUCUUCGCGGGGAGGCCAAACACAGGUCGUGGGAAAAUUCUCGAAUUAUUGUCUUCCCCACGCCCAACCCCAUGUUGCUGGCGCUAUUGAGACUCUAGGUUGAGUCGUAAGGAUAUAUUUAAAGCCUGGGGACAUUCCUUGAGACGUUGCUAGGUUGCUUUACAUUUUGCUGGAGAAUCAGGGCAACUCGACUCACCUCAGAAUCUGUCCACCAGACAGCAAUCAUGCCGAACUGGAACUUCUACUACAUCUUCACCAUCGUGGUCAUUGCCGCCGGGUCCAUUCCCAAAGGUUACGAUGAAGGCGGUUUCAGCGCGGCAACAGGCCUAAAGUCCUUCCUGACGGAUUUCGGCCUGACAAAAGACCAGUGGACGGGCAGCGCAGCCGAUCUAGCUUCGCGGAAAGCCAACAUCUCGUCCUUUGGCGUCCUCGGCGCCGCCAUCGGCGCCAUUCUCGCCCUCGGUGUGACAGACCGUAUCGGGCGCCUGCGGACAUGGCAACUCUUCACGGUGGUGUGGAUGACGGGCUUCUUCAUGGUCACCUUCUCGUCGGGCAUCCUCGGCCUAAUGCUGUUUGCACGGAUAUGGGGCGGACUGGGAGCCGGCGGGCUCACUGUCGUGGCGCCACUGUAUCUGUCUGAGAUUGCGCCGGCCAAGUCCCGAGGCAUGGUCGUGUCCAUCUACAUGGUUAUCCUACUCUCGUUUCUCAUGUUGGGUUUCUUCAUCAACUACGCUGCCAACAAGACUAUGCCGGCAACCCCAGCGCAGUAUCGCCUUGUCAUGGGUAUUCCUCUGAUCCCCGUCGGAAUCACACUAGUCGCCUCGUUCUUUCUCAGCGAUACCCCUCGCUGGUUAGCAUCCCAAGACCGCAGCGAGGAGGCUCUCGCAGUGCUAGCACGACUACGCAACGCCGACCCGACCGACCGCGAGGUGGAGAAGGAGUUUGCCGAGAUCCACGAGCAGCUCCGCGGGAAGCACGAGGUUCUCUCCGGCACGACGACGUGGACCAUCGUCAAGGAGAUCGCCACCACCCCGACCUACAGGGAGCGCUUCCUCUUGGGCGCCGUCAUGCAGACCAUCGCCCAGUGGAGCGGCGGGAACGGCAUCACGUACUACAUUCCCCAGAUUUUCGAGUACGCCGGCGUGCAGGGCGGCAACCUGUCCCUGAUCACCUCGGGCGCGUACGGCGCCGUCAAGCUGGUCUUCACCAUGGUCUUCACGUGGGGCAUGGUCGACGUCAUCGGCCGGAGGCGGUGCUUCAUGACGGGCCUGUUCCUGCAGUGCAUCACCCACGUGUACAUGGCUAUCUACAUGGCCAUCUGGAUCGACUCGGAGAACAAGUCCGCCUCCGACGCCGCCAUCGCCUCCGUCUUCGUCUACGCCGUCGGAUGGAGCGUGGGCCUCUGCACGGUCCAGUACCUCUACGGCACCGAGAUCUACCCGACCCGCAUCCGCAGCGUGUGCUACGCCGCAAACAUGACACUGCAUUGGUUCUUCCAGUUUGCCGUCGUCCGCGUUACCCCCAACAUGUUUGUCAGCCUCGACAUCUGGGGCGCAUACGUCUUCUGGGCGUGCAUCUGCGCUGCUGGCUUGGUCGUUCUCGGCUUGUGGGUGCCUGAGACAAAGGGCGUGCCCAUGGAGCGCAUGACGGAGCUGUUUGCCGGUCCCUGGUAUAUGGGGUGGAGGGCCAGGGUCGACCCGGACAGCCACACUGUGCCGCUGGAUAAACUGGAUUCGACGGAGAAGGGCGUGGUAACCGACGUAUAUGAUCGGAAGGUGGCAGAAGCAUAAGCGUUGCCAAAGACUGCUAGUACUAUAAUUUAUUGCACAUACCUAGAGGCCUCUUUACUCUUUUCACCUCGAGAAGUAAGCUGAUUCUUGUCUUCUGACGCCCUCCUUGCCGGAAUCAUGGGUGGAAUAGAGGCUGAAAUAGCAAAGAAUAACUCUAUAUCCAGCAGCGAGCCUUCUUCGAAAUUGUCUCAUAUUGGGGUGUAGGUCCUUUCUUCAUACAGGUAAUUACAGU